UUGACGCAGAGUCGCAGAGCAUGUGUGCCAAUGGUUGUGUGUUGAGAUGUUGAUAAUGUAAAUACUAAAUAACUGUAACAAAAUUAAUCAAAUUUAGUGUGCCAAGAUGGCUGCUCCAUCCAACGGAACUGGAAAUCUUGUAGACGAGUUUGAAGAGUCAUUUCAGCAUUGUCUCAACGUGUUUACGAAGCAAGAAGCGUCAACAUGUGUGGAAAAGGAAGAAGUUAAGGUUGAAGUUGAAAGGUUCAUUGACCUGGCGAGGCAGAUGGAAGCUUCCUUCUUACAGAAAAGAUUCUUACUAUCAGCUAUGAAGCCGGAACUACUAGUAAAAGAAGAGAACAACGACUUGAAGUGCGAGUUGCAGCGCAAGGAAGAGUUGCUCAGACGUCACUACGACAAGAUCAGCCAGUGGCAUAACCUGCUAGCUGAUCUCCAGGGUCACACAGUAUACAACAAGUGUCAACAGCAAACGACACCGCAGCCGAUGCAACAAGCCGCCUCACCGAUGCAGCAACCGUGUAGCGUGCAGCAAAGCGUGCAGGCCCAGCAAAUGGCAGCUGCAGCAGCUGCGCAGCAAGUGGCACUCCAGCAGCAAGCAAUGCAGCAACAGCAGGUCAGACCCCCUUUACCGCCCGCGUAUCCCAAUACCGUCACGAGGCGGUAACAAAUAAUACAAACUGACUAAGAUAUAGCUAUCUCUCUUUAACAUCAACGAUGUUGUCUCUUUCUAUUCGUAUUAAAGGGUUGCCUGAUUACAAAGCCGUUAUUAUAAAUGUUGUUGUACUAAAAAUUAAAAAAAGCACCAAUGGUUGAUUAUUCAAAUAUAUAAUUAUGUUUAGUGUAAAACAACUUAAUAAGCUUUAAAAAAAUUAAUUGAUUAGUAUAUAAACACUGGCAUCUACAAAAAAUAUUUAAUUAAAUAAUUCUUUUAAAAAAUUAUCGAAAUCAACCCAGCCAUUUAGUAUUUAAUUAUAAAUAGAAGGAUUAUAUAAUGUAAAGAUUAUGGCAAGCCUAAAAGAAAAGAUGUAAUUUUGGAAAUUAAAAAGUAAUAUUUGUUGCUAAAAUAAUAAAUAAAUUUGUACUUUUAAAAUAGAAACAUCAUAUGAAAUGAUGUUCUGUACAUUAUAUACAAUUCUAAAGUUUGUUUUUUAAAUAUAAAAGUGUUAAAUAAGGUUUUAUAACAAUUAAAUCCGUUUCCUAUCGGAAAGUUAACUUUUAGUAACAAUUAACCGUUCAUAAACGUCUGUAGUAUUAAAUCAAACGCCUUUAAUAUAUAUAUCUAGGCAUAGAUAACACUCAAAGUGUCAAUUUGUGUAAUAAAUUCGCAUUUUUAUGUUAUUUUUAUUAGUUAACGGGAUUGUUAAGGUUAUAAUAUGAGGAAUGGUGAUUAUGUGUUUGUUUCGCAAAUUCUUAAAUGUUUUGUAUUUUUGUCAAAUAACUUUUCCCAGGUAAAUUUUAGAUUAUUGAAGAAAAAUCAUUAUAUAAAGAACGUAAUACCUAAGUUUACGUAAAUAAAUACGCGCUAUGGCUUCCAACAACAAUUUAGCUAAACUUUUUUUGAAUGAAACGUAAAAUAAAAGUUAAACGAUGCUCGCGCUUUUUUGACCUUGAACCCCUGACCGAGUUAAAAGAGUUCAAGGUUAAACAAAACGGAAUAAUUUAGUCGAAACAAAAUCAGUUUAAAAGCUAUUUAAAACUUUUUGGAAUACAGAUUUGUGCGGUUAUUCUUAUAGAUAUAAUUUUAAAUUAAUGUUUAUUGUAGUGUUUUAUUUUUAAGAACGCAUGCGUUGUAAUUUUAGUAGCAAUUGGUAGUAGCCACUGUUCUAUUAAAUAAAUACAUUUUAAGUUUA
Pieris rapae (cabbage white) is the source of this 1850-nucleotide messenger RNA. It is a transcript of the gene MED28, whose product is annotated as mediator of RNA polymerase II transcription subunit 28. The coding region runs from base 107 to 664 and encodes 185 amino acids. Gene Ontology annotation, cellular component: mediator complex. The record is from RefSeq and is a predicted model, not a curated record. The transcript is spliced from 5 exons. NCBI's taxonomy places the organism in Eukaryota, Metazoa, Arthropoda, Insecta, Lepidoptera, Pieridae.